CUAUCACUUCCAUCAGGUUAAUAUUCUUGGCGUUUUACUAUUACUCUUGCUGCAUUUGAUUUCAUAGAAUCACCAUUGACACUCUCUUACGCUCAUACACUCGUUCUCACGCACAUCACAACCAACACGUUUUCUCUCUUAGCCUCCGUCGUUUCCACUUUCAGAGAGAACCCAAGCUCUCAGGUUCUCCCUUCUCUCCGUUUAUCGUCUCAUGGUUGAUUGUUGAAGUGAAUCACAUUUUUGGAAGAACAUAAUAUUUUAUUUUUAUUCCACCAGUCUUUAGCAAUGAGUUUUGGAGCUUGCACAGAGCUACAACAUUAUCUUGCAGUAGCAUCAGUUAGACCUAAUUUUGGAAAGUGCAAAUGCAAUGCCAUAAUCAGCCAAUGUUUAAGCAAUGCAAACGAUGGUUACAGUGGCGUAUUAUCAACUACGCGGUCAAAGGUGAACGAUAAAAGAAUGGUUGCUGUUAGAGCUGGUGGUAAAGGUCUUACGUAUAAGGAUGCUGGCGUUGACAUUGACGCUGGUUCAGAACUUGUUCGUAGAAUAGCAAAGAUGGCUCCUGGUAUUGGAGGCUUUGGUGGUUUAUUCCCCCUUGGUGAUUCGUAUCUCGUUGCCGGUACUGAUGGUGUGGGGACGAAGUUGAUGCUUGCUUUUGAAUCCGGCAUUCACGAUACUAUUGGAAUUGAUCUGGUUGCGAUGAGCGUCAAUGACAUUGUUACUUCAGGGGCAAAGCCAUUGUUUUUCCUUGAUUACUUUGCUACUGGUCACCUUGAUGUGGAUGUUGCUGAACAGGUUAUAAAGGGAAUUGUUGAUGGUUGUAAGCAAUCUGAUUGCGCUCUUUUAGGUGGAGAGACUGCAGAGAUGCCUGGUCUAUAUAAAGAAGGCGAGUAUGAUCUUAGUGGCUGUGCCGUUGGCAUCGUAAAGAAGGAGAAUGUAAUUAAUGGGAAGAACAUUACGGUUGGUGACAUUAUUAUUGGUCUGCCAUCCAGUGGAGUUCAUUCUAAUGGCUUCUCACUAGUAAGAAGAGUACUUGCCCAAAGUGGUCUUUCCCUGAAAGAUAAACUUCCAGGUGGUAAUAUUACAAUCGCGGAAGCUUUGAUGUCCCCGACGACUAUCUAUGUUAAGCAGGUGCUUGACAUAGUUAGCAAGGGAGGGGUAAAGGGAAUUGCCCACAUCACAGGUGGUGGUUUCACAGAUAAUAUACCACGAGUUUUUCCCGAUGGUUUUGGUGCACUUAUAUAUGAAAACUCGUGGGAAAUUCCUACCGUGUUUAAAUGGCUUCAGGAGGCUGGAAAGAUAGAAGACUCAGAGAUGAUGCGAACUUUUAAUAUGGGCAUUGGGAUGGUCCUUGUAGUUAGUCCAGAGGCAGCUAAUGGCAUUCUUGAAAACAGAGGUGAUACAGCGAAAGCCUACUACCGCAUAGGCGAAGUUAUAAGUGGAAAGGGUGUGACAUACAGUUAAUUCUCAGAUUAAGUUUAAUCAUGUUGUACUAUUUAAUACUUUCAUGGAAAAAUUAUAUUUCAUGUUAGUUUAUCUAUCUGGGACCUUAAUAAUUUUCCGUACAUAAAUGUUAGUUAUGGAACUAGCAACAAUUUUGUUGAUUUGUAGCUGAGUUGUUAGUGAAAAUUAUUUUGGUUUUGGUUCUAAUGUAACCCAUAAUGAUCAUCAGGGUCAUUAAAUUUAAUGUAAACCUAAAAGAACCCAUAGUUGAUGUACUCUUAUGAAUAAUCACAAAAUUGCUACAAUGUUUUUGCA
Molecule: messenger RNA, 1755 nt
Organism: Cicer arietinum (chickpea)
Lineage: Eukaryota; Viridiplantae; Streptophyta; Magnoliopsida; Fabales; Fabaceae
Product: phosphoribosylformylglycinamidine cyclo-ligase, chloroplastic/mitochondrial-like
Biological process (GO): adenine biosynthetic process; 'de novo' IMP biosynthetic process
Cellular component (GO): cytosol
Molecular function (GO): phosphoribosylamine-glycine ligase activity; phosphoribosylformylglycinamidine cyclo-ligase activity
Source: RefSeq, a predicted model, not a curated record